UCAAUACUAAUGUUGGAUUGUUAAACGUUUUUAUCGUGCUCAUCAUAUGACUAGGUCACCCAUAAAAGAUAACUACAAGUUGCAGUUUUGAUAACGUGUCACAGAUUGCGACCAUUUUGAAACAAACAAACACAUAAACGGAAAAUAUGACAGACAAAGAGCAACCUCCCGCCUACACGCCCCCAGGUGUUGGGUUUGAACAGCACCAAAUGACGAAUCCAGCAGCAGCCGGCGGGCAGACAAAUUAUGGAUUUUCACAGCCACAACAACCGGGCUUCGCUUCACAACCCGGAUAUUUCGUUGGUCAGCAUCAAGUCCAACAUAAUAUAGUGGUUGCUCAAGUUGGUGGGGGCAACCAUGCCAUUCAGCCAGCACCCAUCGAUUACUCGACACAAGCUUGGAUCGCAUGUUUGUGCUGUUUCUGGCCUACAGGGCUGAUAGCCAUAAUGAAAGCAUCCGAGUCACGUGACGCACUUGCGCGCGGUGACCUUGCAGCAGCGCAUGCAGCGUCUAAUACAGCCCGACAAAUGGUGCGAAUAAGCUGGGCAAUCGGAGUGAUAACCGUUAUACUCCUGGCCGUGAUAUUCGGCGUCUUAUAUGGUGUUGUUCUAUCGUCAGUAUCUUCAAGCUCGUGCUGCUUAGACAGUGAUUGUUCCUACUGCUAAAAAUAGAAAUGACAUAAUCAAGAUUAUAAAAUAGUUACGCAAAUUUUGAUUGGUUGAUUUGAUUUGAGAAAAUGAACAACAACAAAACAACGUAACUGAACGCAAUAAUAGAAUAAGAAAAAAAUAGAGAUAUUUUUGGAUAAAACGAUUUUCUCCGAAGAAUCUAUUGCAACGGAACCACUUCCGUUAUAUUCAACUAUAGUUAUUCAUAUGAAUGUAUUGUAUAGUAUAUCAAGACAUUUUUUCAGAUUUUUUGUUUGGAUUUUUUGAGAGGAAAAACAGAAUAAUCAAACCCUCAUGUUUACCAAGAAACUAAUCGCUUGAAUGGAACAGUCGUUAAAACUUGAUCGCGGACUGAAUUAAGGAAAUAACUGGAGAGCAGUUACGUUCUUUGUCACAUGUAUAAUUAUGAUUUCAUUACAGUUUUACUUAUGGGUGUCACGUUAAUCCGUUUAAACGGAUACGAUCGAUUAAAAAAAAAAAAAAAAAAAAAAAAAAAAACAAAAAAAAAACAACAACAACAACAAACGAUUAUAUAAAAUUUAAUAACCGGUAACCGAGUUUAUUUUUGACAAAGAGACGAAACAGUUACAAAGCGACUCUAUAUAUUACCUUAGUUUUUUAUAAUAAGAUUUGUUGACAAUUUGUUCGUUCAACAAUGUAUUUUUCCCGAUCCGAUCGAGUACGAUACGACCCUGACGGAAAAUAGUUACACCAUAUUCAGAUAUGUAUUGUAACCAUUUUGAGUACAACAAAUUACAAAACAAAAUGCCAUUUUUUUGGCAUAAAGAAACAAAGUUCAUGUUGAGAAUUUAAGGUUUUAAUUGGUACGGUCUGUUUAACGUUUAAUUCUAACCGUGACGCCCCUAGUUUUACUGUGUGACUUGAUAGAAAUCGGAAUAAGAUGGAUGCAUAAUAUGUAUUGAUAAUCUUAUAAAUAUUGUUUUGAAAAUAAAAUUUGUAUAAUAAAUAAACAAAACUAUCA
Ruditapes philippinarum (Manila clam) is the source of this 1650-nucleotide messenger RNA. Its product is annotated as proline-rich transmembrane protein 1-like. Gene Ontology annotation, cellular component: membrane. Lineage: Eukaryota; Metazoa; Mollusca; Bivalvia; Venerida; Veneridae. The coding region runs from base 147 to 665 and encodes 172 amino acids. The record is from RefSeq and is a predicted model, not a curated record. The transcript is spliced from 4 exons.